Molecule: messenger RNA, 762 nt
Organism: Phytophthora sojae
Lineage: Eukaryota; Oomycota; Peronosporomycetes; Peronosporales; Peronosporaceae
Exons: 1
Coding region: 1-762 (253 amino acids)
Source: RefSeq, a predicted model, not a curated record
AUGCGACAGCUCCACAGCAUCGCAUUGGUGGUCGCGGCCAGCCUCCUCUACAGCAGCGAUUGUGCUCAAGCAAUAGACAAGAACGUUCAGGCGUCGCCACGCACAAUACCCGACGCCCCACCGCUGGUUGACGCUCUCUCUACAAACCCGAAUUGGGACGCCGGCAGGAGGUUCCUACGCGUAGCAGAGACGCUAGGGGAUGAUAAAGGAGGUAUCAACUCUACUGGCUCUCCACACAACACUUCGUCAUUCACUUCAUCGUGCUCGGCGUCUGGCUCCAAUGAUCAAGAAGAAGGAGAAGAGAGGGCGAUCAAGCUGCCCAGCUCGAUCGCCAAAUUUUUCAAGGGCAAGAAGAUUCCGUCCAUAGUCACCGACUUCUUGAAGACCAACAAGGAACCGACGACAGCAGCAAAGUUGCGCGUCAAAAUGCUGGAAAAACUGCCGCCUGAGCUGGCUGCUGAGCUCAUAUUCUUGAAGCCGCCGAAGAGAUUUCUGCCGACCAAUGUACCGGCGAAGAUGCCGUCGAAACUGUCGUCCAAUAUCAAAGCACAAGCGUUCAAGAUCCCGGGUGUGGCGGAUGUCACAAUUCGGUUGCAGAUGGAGGUCUGGUUCUACUAUAGAGCGCCGCCGAUGUUCGUGUUUAGGAAGCUGGGGCUCGUCGGCAAAGGCUCGGGCGACAUACUCCACGCAGAGCCAAACUACAAGUACUUCAAAUCAUACUUCGACGCGUGGUAUAAGGCACAAUCGCAUUUAAUCUUCUAG